GCCGGGGCGGCCGCGCGGUGGGUGGAGCGGUCCUUUCGGACGCAGAGAAGGGUAUUUACGCAGCUGAUAAAGCGAGACCGAGGCUGGCACUGAGGGUCCACGACACCAAAAGAAGAUGCGCGCGCCCAUUCCAGAGCCAGAGAUCGGAGACCUGAUUGAGAUUUUCCGCCCUUUCUACAGACACUGGGCCAUCUAUGUUGGCGAUGGAUAUGUGGUCCACCUGGCCCCCCCAAGUGAAGUUGCGGGAGCCGGUAUGGCCAGCGUGAUGUCCGCCCUGACCAACAGAGCCAUAGUGAAGAAGGAGCUGCUGUGUGACGUGGCUGGGAGAGACAAGUACCAGGUCAAUAACAAACACGAUAACAAGUACGUGCCACUGCCUCCCAACAAAAUCGCCAAGCGGGCGGAGGAGCUGGUGGGGCAGGAGGUACUCUACAAGCUGACCAGUGAGAACUGCGAGCACUUCGUGAACGAGCUGCGCUACGGGGUGCCCCGCAGCGACCAGGUCAGAGAUUUCGUCCUGGCAGCAGGCAUCGCAGGAGUGGGCUUAGCAGCCAUGGGCCUCGUCGGAGUCAUGUUCUCAAGAAACAAGCAACAAAAGCAUUAAGUUGAAAGGACUGUCCUGUCAGGAAUGACUUUAUACAUUAAGGGAGUCUCGUUUUGCUACAGAGUUUGUGGUUUGGUUUGUGGAUUCCAUUCUGUUUCAUAGGAAGGCUUAUUGUCACAGAAUAAAAUAAAGCACAGUAAGAGAGGAUUUUACUGGGGGAAAUGCAGCAA
Messenger RNA from Propithecus coquereli (Coquerel's sifaka), 774 nucleotides. It is a transcript of the gene PLAAT3, whose product is annotated as phospholipase A2, group XVI. Gene Ontology annotation, cellular component: cytoplasm. The coding region runs from base 116 to 604 and encodes 162 amino acids. Gene Ontology annotation, molecular function: A2-type glycerophospholipase activity; glycerophospholipid phospholipase A1 activity. NCBI's taxonomy places the organism in Eukaryota, Metazoa, Chordata, Mammalia, Primates, Indriidae. The record is from RefSeq and is a predicted model, not a curated record. The transcript is spliced from 5 exons. Gene Ontology annotation, biological process: N-acylphosphatidylethanolamine metabolic process.